AUGGAGUCUGGUGCGAUCGUUAGCCGAUGGAAGAGGAAGGUCUUGGAAGUUGCCUGUGCCGUUGGCAAUGUGGACAUCGCCAGGGCUGUGCUAGAAUCAGGUGUCGAGAUCUCUGCUGCGGAUAGCGCGGGCUGGACGCCAAUAUACACGGCUGCUCGAAACGGUCACUGGGAAGUCCUCGGAUUGCUCGUGGAGACCGGAGGCGACAUCACGAUCUCGGACAACGAUGGACGAACGCCCUUGUACGUCACCGCGUUUCAUGGGCAUGUUAAAGAGGCCGAACUGCUUCUUGGGCGCGGAGCCGACCUGUCGGUUGCAAACAAAUUUGGCACGACGCCGUUAGGCCUCGCGGCCUAUGAGGGACAUUUUGAACUAGCCAAGGUAUUUAUCGAGAAUGGGGCCAACAUUGAGGAAGCCGAUGAGAACGGCUGGACACCAUUGAUUUCGGCGUCUUCCUCGGGGUAUGUUAAUAUCGUCAAGUUACUCAUCGAUCGUGGCGCCAAAAUUACAGUCUCAACGAACAGUGGAUGGACACCACUACUCUCAGCGUCCGACACGGGUCAUGUCGACGUAGUUGAAGUCCUUCUCAACCGCGGGGCAGAUAUUACAACUACUGACGACGAUGGAUGGACACCAUUGUAUGCGGCCUCCGUCCAUGGACACCACCAUAUUGUCAGAAUUCUCCUCGAGCAUGGCGCCAAUCCUAAUUCAAGAACUAUUGAUGGGUGGACUCCGUUAUAUGGGGCAUCGUCUGAGGGUCAUAUUGACGCAGCUAGGGAGCUCCUUGCCAAAGGAGCCGAGAUCACAAUAUCGACCGAUGAGGGAAACUCGCCACUGGGUUUGGCUUCCUUCAGCGGACAUGUCGCAGUGGUUCAACUCCUUGUCGAGAAUGGGGUUGAUCCCAAUCAUAGAGACAAAGACGGCUGGACGCCUUUGAAUCUAGCUUCAAGUCGGGGACAUGCCAAUGUUAUUGGUGUGCUUCUUGCGAACGGAGCCGAUCCUACAACCCCGAACAAUUUAGGCGCGACACCCCUUUAUGUGGCGACCCGCAACGGAUACUUAGAAGCUGCGAAGAUACUUCUCAAGAAUGGAGCAGAUCUGUCGCGACCCACCAACGAUACAUCUGGAAAUACUCCAUUAAUUGGGAGCGCACUUCACGGCGACGUAGAGGUGGCUCAGUUACUUCUCCGACACGGGGCUGAUAUUGCAGCAGCAAAUAGUAGCGGACAAACUGCGCUCCAAGAAUCGUGUCGCAACGGGCACAUUGGAGUCGCCAAGCUCCUUCUACAGAAUGGAGCCGAUGCCAAUGGUGUGGACGCAUUUAGAGAAACGCCGCUUGUUUCUGCAGCGAACAAUGGACACGAUGAGGUAGUCCGACUGCUCAUUGACAAUGGGGCAGACUGCUGGAACCGGACUCAACAUGGAUGGGCUGCAUUGCAUUGUGCUUCCUCCCGUGGGCAUCCUGAGGUUGUCAAAACGCUCCUUGGUGUAGAGGCCGAUAUCGAUGAGCAGACUGAAAGUGAGCUGUGGACACCGCUACACUUAGCAAGCAGUAAUGGGCAUAUCAGUGUAGUGAAGGCCCUGCUUGACAACGGUGCUAAAACCGCAAUCACAAACCAGCAUGGGAGGUCGCCGCUGCACUCGGCAUCGGUACAUGGGCACGCUGAUGUAGUUGAGGCAUUGCUCGCGCACCAUGCCGAUGCGUCAGUGUCGGAUAACUACGGACGUGUGCCCCUAGUCCUCGCGUCUGAGUUUGGGCAUAUUGGGGUCACUCGGGUUCUGCUUAAGCAUGGUGUUAAUGUUGCCUUGGCUGAUAAAGACGGCACGUCCCCGGUAAUUGCCGCGAGCCGCACUGGUCAUUCGGGGCUGGUACGAUUCCUCCUUGCUACCGGGUUUAGUGCUAUGGAUGCAGAUCAAAAUGGGCUGACGGCACUGAACACUGCCGUGGCGAACGGGAAUAUUGAGGUGAUCAAGGUGUUGCUCGAGAAUGGCAUCCCGAUGACACAAAAUAAGCUUGGGCAUACACCACUUCAUAUCGCCGCAGCGUGUGGGAAGACAGAGGCGGCCAGGCUUCUACUCGAAAAUGGGGCAGACAUAUUAGCAGCAGACAAUGAUGGAAUAACGUCGCUACAUGUUGCCUCCCAGAUGGGACACAUUCCUGUGCUCGAGUUGCUGCUGGGAAGCGGUGCUUCCAUGACUCCAAGUACAGCUGGGCUAACACCAAUUCAUUUUGCUUCAGUCAAUGGGCGAGUUGAGGCGGUCAAAGCGCUCAUUGAACACGGAGCAGACCUAUCGGCCACUGAAAAGUCUGGCCUCACACCUUUACAUGCUGCUUCGGAGAAAGGAGAUGUCGAGGUAAUAGCAGCACUUCUCGAGCAUGGCGCCGAUAUAGCGGCCGUGGGAAUUGAGGGGUCGACAGUGGCACACUCGGCUGCUCUUGGUGGUAAUAUCAAGGCGAUACAGUUGCUUCUUGAUAAUGGAGCCAGUGCUGGCCCCAUGAAUGCGUACGGCUCGACACCCACAUUCCUGGCAUCGAUUGGGGGGCAUUCCGAAGUAAUCAAACUACUUCUUCGCCAUGGAGCGGAUGCAAGCCUUCAGAACCACCAAGGAAUGGCACCAUUACACAUCGCUGCUGAUCAGGGACACCUGGAGGCGGUUAGGGAACUUAUUAAGGGCAGCGCUGACGUCGCAGCCGCCGAUGAACUUGGAAGAACGCCCCUCUUUCUCGCUUCAUUCUCCGGGAGAACUGAAGCGGCGAAGGAGCUCUUGGCCCAUGGAGCUGACGUUUCAACCAGGAAUAACAGAGGGAUAGCUCCUAUACUUGCAGCAUCAGAGAAGGGACACAUCGAGGUGGUCCGGCUGCUACUUGAGCACGGAUCCAACUUGGCAGUUGCAGAACCGAAAUUCGGAAUGACACCACUGGCUGUGGCUGCCUGCGAAGGAAAUAUCGAGCUGGUGAAGCUGCUCGUUGAGAAGCAGGCUGAUCCCAUGAUUGCACGAAACGAUGGGAGGCGACCGAUAGACCCAUUCCUCUUCACCGCCUACUUCGUGCAAGCCAGCCAGGAGAACAACCUUAAGGGACUAGGAAGUGGCCGCUCAGCAUCCCCUUUGGUUGGAAAGGAUGAAGAUUGGUCGGAUGCGCCAUUGCGGCCUAUCGAUCAUCAGAGCCUCGCAGCUGCCAUAUCUAUGGGGCACACACGCUCGAACUCGAACUCGAGCUUGAACUCUAUGGAAAGUGAAUCGCCUCCAUUAGAGGCUAGUUCUGAGGAUAAGGAUGAGCUUUGCCCUGAGGAAAGUGGGCUUUGUGAUGUGUGCCAUUCCAUUUUUCAGAAUGGAACUGGUAGAGUAGUCUUCGACAUGUUCUCUAUGAUGCGGGGGUUGAUACCAGUCGUAAUGGGGGGGGAUACGCUAGGCGAACCACAGCCAUUACCGCAUCCUCAGCCACACAUGCAGUCGUACCAGUUCAUUCACCACCCUACAGUAAAUAGCCUCUUCUCUGCAGCUCUCCAGGGAUGUUAUAUCUGCAGUUCCGUUUGGGAUCGGUUGGAUCGCCGCAUGCGCCAGACCUUACUGGAUAAGUAUUCUACUUCACCGGAGUCUGAAUCCACCCCGCUGUUUCUCACAUUUUGCGUUCUCGUUGACGUGUAUGAUAUAUUGCGGAACCACAUGAAGCCAGAUGAUCUAGACCCCAAUAUUCAGCUCUGGGGAGUCUGCUUCCAUCCUGAGAUCAUGAAAAUGCUGAACCAUAGUUCCGACGACAUAUCAUUCUUCAGAUUUAUACCCCCGCAAGAAGCUAAAGGGUUUGGCUUUUUAGGAAAUUUGUCUUCCACCACCGGCUCCGCCGAAUCUCUAGACUUUACGGCCGGCCAAUUCCAAAACUGCCUACAUAAUCACAAAGAAUGCAAAGUUUCAAGAGACAAUAGUUGGCUUCCUUCGCGAUUGAUAUGUCUCGAUGGUACGGAAGAGGAUCAAAGUGUCCGCUUGGUCUUGUCUCGGGACUUACGUCCCGAACCCUACUGCACCCUAAGCCACCGCUGGGGCUCAGCUGAGUUCCUCAAGCUAACUAAAGAUAAUCUCGACAGCUUCUCUCGCAAAAUCCCGAUCUCAGACUUACCUAAAACGUUUCGGGAGAGCAUUCUCGUUUCACGCAAGCUAGGAGUCCGGUAUAUAUGGAUCGACUCACUCUGCAUCAUCCAAGAUGACCCCGAUGACUGGUUCAAUGAGGCGUCCCAGAUGUACAAGGUAUAUUCGAACUCGAUGUUUAACAUCUGCGCCACGGCCGCCAUGGACUCAUCACAAGGUCUCUUUGCUUCACGGGAUCCUGCGCGGCUCCGGUCCUGUGAGGCCAAUAUCCCUUGGUUUCGAGAUGGUGGAACCUUUCAGAUCUUGGAUGUGCACAUGUGGGACAACCAAGUACUUAAUGCACCCCUAAACAGGAGAGCCUGGGCCAUCCAAGAGCGCCUGCUCUCACCAAGGCAUGUCCAUUUUGGUGCCACUCAAAUCUUCUGGGAGUGCCUUGAAACCACAGUAGCGGAACAGUUCCCACACAGCAUACCUGAGGCAAUACCGCUCAUGGGCAAGUCGUCACGUCGCCAACUUCAUCAAUCCAGAUACGACCUGCAGGACGAGCAGCAAUCAAAGGCACUGCGGUCGGGUUGGAUAGAGAUUGUCCAACGCUAUACCAGGGCCAAACUUUCGCACCCGGAGGACCGAAUUAUUGCAUUUUCGGGUAUCACAAGGAAAUUUGAGGCUGUGUUGAGCAAUACAUGCGACGCUGGGCUCUGGACGGAUCAUAUCCUGCGUGACAUUCUGUGGUAUGUCGAGGGCUGUUGUCAGGGAGAUGGAACCCCAUCUGAGCGCCCUGAAGCCUAUCGUGCUCCGUCAUUUUCGUGGAUGGCCGUCGAAGGGGCCAUAAGCCUGGAUUCUCAGACAGAGAUCACCGGCUCGCUCGCCCAGGUCUUGACCGUGACAAUCGAGAAAUCAAAAGGCUGCAUCACAGGUGGCACUUUAAGAUUGCAAGGUAUAAUCAAGCCUUUGCGACUCCAUCGAUUCAAGGGAAUCGGCGGAGUGAGAUGGGUGCCAAAGUUCCGCCACGGAAAGCAUCAUUUGGGGUGGGCGAUGUCGAUGACCUCGGCCGUGUACAUGGAUGUUGACCAGGACUAUGACGAUGCUUAUUACUGCAUUCUCCUUACGAGCAAAUUCAUGGGGACCUCCACCGUUGCUGGGCUUGUUUUACGAGAGACAGGCAGGGUGAGAGGGGAAUUCACGCGGAUUGGAUGGCUUCAAUGCAUGGGAGAGGAUAAGGAGUUUCUGACGGCUCCCUACGACGAUGAGGAUUGCUAUCCUUGUGAGUCAUAUGAUUAUGUGCACAAGAAGCAUACGAUAGCUAUUGUCUAG
Molecule: messenger RNA, 5397 nt
Organism: Venustampulla echinocandica
Lineage: Eukaryota; Fungi; Ascomycota; Leotiomycetes; Helotiales; Pleuroascaceae
Exons: 2
Coding region: 1-5397 (1798 amino acids)
Cellular component (GO): cytoplasm
Molecular function (GO): protein binding
Source: RefSeq, a predicted model, not a curated record